Nicrophorus vespilloides is the source of this 8602-nucleotide messenger RNA. RefSeq names its product mediator of RNA polymerase II transcription subunit 13 (gene skd). The transcript has 13 exons. The record is from RefSeq and is a predicted model, not a curated record. Bases 1273 to 7857 code for a protein of 2194 amino acids. NCBI's taxonomy places the organism in Eukaryota, Metazoa, Arthropoda, Insecta, Coleoptera, Silphidae. Gene Ontology annotation, cellular component: mediator complex. Gene Ontology annotation, biological process: regulation of transcription by RNA polymerase II. Gene Ontology annotation, molecular function: transcription coregulator activity.
UGUGCACACGACAACAAUCCAUGUUCGGAGUGCCGCAAGUACGAGGCCGGGGAGGACGAGGACAGCACGCAUCAUCAUCAUCAUCGUGGUCGUCUUCGGGCGCCGCCGCCGCAGCCGCCUCCUGCAACAGUCGUCACCGAAGCCGCCGCGGUGGUCAUAGGUAAUACGGUUGGUAGUGGUUAGGUGCUGUGCCUGCCUGCCUUCUCUAUCUCCUCCACGGCAACCGCCGCCGCGACCAUCGCUGCUCGUUCGUACACACACGCAGCCACGGAGAGGUAGUCAGUCGAACGCGCAUACAUGCAUAUAAUAGACAUACACAUCAUGGAGCAGCCCGCGCCCGGUCGACGAUCAGUGCCGUCUGAGCCGCGAUAGAAGAGACAGUUAGUUGGACUUUGCGAGAAGAAACGCGAGUGUUUGUUUGUUGUUCGAUAGUUAAAGUGCAACCGAAACCAUCCUCUCCUCUCUCACCCUAAUAUAUAUAUAGUGUGCGUGUGUGUGAGAGAGAGACAGAAGUAAUUGUUUGUGGUGUGGUUUAUUGUGUCGAAAAGGCAGAAGGAAUAGAAAGAAGAAGAAGAAGAAGCAUCGGAGAGUGCGCGGCCUCCCUGAUCACACACAUCUCUCCUCCAUCUACCGUGCACACAUACUUUCAACAACAUAAUAAUAAUAUACCAGUUCUGCCAAACCUCUCGGUAUCUCGUCCUCGCUCUCGCGCAUACACGGAGCAGCGACGACGAAAGCAGUUUCGGUUUGCACCACUCUUUCGGAGUUUAUUAUUUAUUUUCGUUUCGUGAACAUCGCCUCAGUCCUCGCUCCCACCCCCUUCGCGAGUGCUAUUAUACCUACUACGUACGACGACGAUAGGGAUUGUGUUUCUUCGACAGAAGAAGUUGUGCUGGUGCGGAGUGCGCGGAUUCGGGGGGUCGACCCCCUUCCCGACGACGACGACAUAUACACACUCACACACAUACAUACUCGCACGCAGAGAAACCGAGAACGUAACCCCUCCUACUGCUGCCGUUCUAUACAGCGCCCCCCUCUCUCUUUCCCUCUGCCGUUCGCUACGCCGAUCCAUCCGUCUCUCUCUUUCCCUCUAUCGGUGCGAGCAAUCCGUCUUUCUUUUUCACUUCACUUUUGCCCGGUCGCCCGUGUGUCGCCGCCGCUGCGGGAAUUUUCCCCUCCCGCCCUGUGCGCGCCUUCACUCUCCUUUCGGCGUUUUCCCUCCGCACCCGAUGAAGUGUUGUGCUUUUCAAUCACAGUGAAAAUGGAUCUACUAUGACGCACCCAAACCUACAAACUAACGGAGCCAGUCUAGAGGAUUGCCACACGAAUUUCUUUGCCUUGACUGAGUUAUCCGGUAUAAAAUGGCGUAAAUUGGUGUGGAGCGAUGCGGUUGGGGUUGCGGUCGACCCUUUGGAGGACCCGGUGUUGCGGAGUUACGCGCGAUGCCUGGCGGCGGACAUCCUGUGCGUGUGGCGACGGAUCUCCACGCCACAUCAGCCUACGACGAUGUUCGAUAUUGCCCAGCCGCCCUCGCAACCGCCCCCGCUCAGCCUCUGUUGCUCCAAGGAAUUGUGGAUCUUUUGGUACGGCGAGGAACCGGACCUGCACGAACUCGUCUCCAAUGAUCUCCUCAAACAAGAGAGCGAACAAGGUUCCUGGGAGAGCGGACUAUCGUACGAGUGCCGAUCGCUGCUGUUCAAAGCCUUGCAUAACCUGAUCGAACGAUGUCUGUUGUCCAGAGACUUCAUUAGGCUGGGUAAAUGGUUUGUGCAACCAUACGAGAGUCCGAGGCGGACGACCGAAGGUUGCUCCGCCCAUCUGUCGUUCUCGUUCGCGUUCUUCGUACACGGCGAGAGCUCGGUGUGUGCGAGCGUCGACGUUCGGCAGCAUCCGCCCGUGCGGAAGCUGGCCAGGAUACAUCUUCAACAGGCCCAGGCCUCCACCAGCGGUCUCAAAGUGAUUUUGGCGCCCUUCGGUCUGGCCGGAACCCUGACGGGGCAGUGCUACAAGACCAUGGACUCUGGAACGAGGAUGUUGGACGAAUGGAGCCAAUUCUAUCCGAUCGAGAAAGGGAACGGUGAGAGCAACGUCGUCGAGGUGAUCGUCGGUGGAGUCAAGAUGCGCUAUCCCGCCUGUUACGUCCUCGUCACGGACAUGGAUGACCACGAUAACAGUUCGAUCAUGAACGGCGUCUGCCUGACCCCUUCGAAUGCCGCUAAUACUCUGACAUCGAAGAACGGAUCCUCAUUGUUUGAUCUAGGUACACCGAUAACGAUACAGACUCCGCCUCCAUCGCCUGUGCAGAUCAACAGCAGAGUGCCGCAGCCGGGUCCGUUCUCGGUCUCCGUCGAGCAUCCCGCUUCCAGCCAGCGCAGUCCAACGGCGGCAACCGUCUUGCCGGAACGCGUGUGGCAAGAGUGCAUCCAUGGAGGACCACCGCAGACGGGACCGCAUGAGAAUUCGGGUCAUUGGGACUUCGUUGACCCGACCCGUAAGACCAACUGCACUUGCUCAAAGUGUAGAAAAUACAUUGGUGGUAAUGUGAUGGCGACCGCGAAUGUCAAUGCUAGUAAAUGCCAAACGGGGGGCGGUAGUAGUAGCAAAGGGGCGGUGUCGUCCGUGAGCGGCUCCUCCUCUUCGUCCUCCUCCCGCUCGUCCAAGAGCGGCGGCACUCGGGGGGUCAGAGUUCCUUUCCACAGACGCUCGCCCCUACCGCCACCGGCCACAGAUGCCACCGACAGAUGUCCUGGACUGUACACACCGCACGGCGGACCGCCCUCUUAUCCGCGGACGCAGGAGUCGAUGGUGAUCCCGUCGGUGGGUAGUCCACCGUCGGCGGCGCCGUCGCCGCUUCCCAAUCCGCAUUCGCAGCCGGCGUCGGUACCGCCCGGUGAUCAGGUGAUGCCGACGCUUUCGCCUCACCCGCCAACUGUUGCCGAAUCGCCUUUGGACAAGAGUCUCACCCCCGAUCAGCCGCCGAAGAGCACUGGUUCGACGGUGAACAGUCCGCAUCCGGUGGCCGAAUCCAAAGAGAACAUACCUGUCACCGUUUCCCCGAUUCCCAGUCUCAAACGACCCGUCCUCAUCAGCAAAGAGUAUGAGUCAGCGGUAGGCGAGGAGGAGCAUUCUCUGGACCUCCUUUAUGAUUACUCGAUAAUGAACGCCUGGUUGAACCAUCCCGUGAAGAGAUUUAAACCAGACGACAAGGAGAACCAGAAGAGUUCCUACACGAAGAACGGGGACAUCUACUCGAUGAUCACUCCCAACGGCAUGAACACCAACAACAAUGAGAACAAGAAUAACGUGAAUAACGGAAACAACACGCAGAUGCAUUUCAUCAAGCAGGAAAUCAAACAGGAGCCGGGCUGCCAGAUGGACAGCAGCGAUACACCGCCAGUACUCCAGUCAAUCGGCAGCGGUGGCGGUCACCACGGGGUCAAGAGACCCGGUGAUCCGUACGAGUUCGAGGAAGACGUGUGCGGUGGUGGAGUAGGUGGCGGCGGGGGCGGAACUAACGCGACCGGCGCUGCCCCCAAUGCCAGUGAUAACUUCAAACGCGGUCAGGUCGGAGCCACCAAAGAUGAAAUUAAGAAGGCCGGUAACCUCUUCACCAGUGAAGGUCUUCAACCGUCGUACAAGGAUCUGGAUCAGAUCUUCGAUAAUUCUGAUGACACCAGCAGCGACGAGGCAACUCAAAUUCAGACGCCUCCUGGAUCGAACAAAUCAUCGGGCGGACAGCACGACGAUGGCGGCAAACGUUAUUCGGGACACACGAGCAGCGGUGGUGGAGGAGGAGGCUGCCUGAACGCUGGCGGUUUGCGACCUGAGGAGCUCUGUAAGAUGUUCCCGACGCCACCCAGUUUGGAGCACAAUCCAAUCGCCUCGCCGUGCGCUACACAGGACCAACAGCCACCCGAUCAUCUUGACUUCGGUGGUAUCAUAAGGAUCAACCAAUCGAUAUAUCCGAGCAUGGGAAGCCCGCAGGAGGAGAACAUCGAGGACUGGAGUUACGUGUUUAAACCGCCCAUUAUGUGUAAGCUGGUGGGAUCGAGUAAGUACGCACCGUUGACCAAUCUACCUAGCCAGAAUAUGCCGCCUGUGUGCAUGCCCACGAACUGCGUCUACAAACCGUCCUGGCAACAGCACAUAGAGAAGUCCUCUGCGGCGACAACUACGACAUCGACGUCGACAACGACGGCGGCCUCGACUGUGACGACCACAUCAUCGACGGCGACAACUACGCAAGUGCCAAAUACGGUGCCAACGCCGCAGGUGACGCCGAAUCCAGUUCCACCCGGAUCCGGAGGAGGCAAUGCAACAGGCGGCCCAGGGAGUGUCGGCGGUUCAUCCGUUACCGGUCCCAUAUCGUCGCAGCAUGGUUUUCCACCGAGCCCGCUGCACGCCGGAUUCCGGCCGCCACCGCCACCCUAUGAGCUGCCAAGCCCCGCCACAUCCACGGCCAGUUCGUAUUUGAACAAGAACCUGAACUCUGUGGAGCCAGUGAACACGCCGUGCGUGCAAAGGACACCCGAGGCGAGCUCUCUGUUAGUGAACAUUCUGUUGGCGGAUACGCUGCUCAACAUUUUUCGUGAUCAUAACUUUGACAGUUGUACAUUGUGCGUGUGUAAUGCUGGUUUGAAAGUGGUAGGAAACAUUAGAGGCGCCGACGCCGGCGUUUACUUGCUCAGUGCCGAUAGGAAUUCCAGUAGUCAUCACCAGUCGACAUCGCACAUGCCUUUGCAGAACAGUCCGUUUCCAGGGGGAGGCGGAGGCAUGGGUCAGCCGCCUCCACCCUAUGGAGGUAUGCUUGGCAGUCCCACCCAUGCGGGAAGCGGCGGAGGUGUUGGCGGAAUGCUGAUGGACGAGGAUUCUAUAAAGUGUUCGUGCGGAUUCUCGGCGGUAGUGAAUAGGAGGCUUGCUCAUCGCAGCGGUCUCUUCUACGAGGACGAAUUGGAGAUUACAGGAAUCGCCGAGGACCCCGGUGAGCGAAAGAAAGUCUCACUGAUGGCCUACCUUAUGCAGAACAGUAGUACAAAAAUGGAUCCGAACAUCGACCGGGAUCAAUUGGACCAGAUCCCUUACGGAAUUCUCGAGCUGAUCCGGGAGCAGUGCGUCAUGAUUCAAAGUACGGCAAACUCGUUGAGCCGAUCCACACGCUACAGGCGGAAAAACACGCUGCCGUACUCGAAUUCUGUCAACAUCUUAGAAUUCUCCGAUGGUAACGAAGUGACCGGAAUCGCUCUGGACCAGAGCAAGCACCAGGAGAACCUGAUGAUGUGCAAGAUGGAGGAGGCGGCGCAGCGGAAGGGUGCGGACGCAGUGCACAGGUGGCCAUUCCUGAGGGCAAGCGGACCGCAAUGCAACCAGGACAUCGUGAGGGUGAUGAAGAGUUUGCAGCCGUUGCUCCAGGAGGCGAUACAGAAGAAAUGCCAAACGAGACUAUGGGAGCCGCCGAGCGCGGUUAAGGGACCGCUCACGUGGCGGCAGUUCCACAGGCUUGCUGGUCGCGGCACGGACGAUAGGUGCGAACCUCAACCCAUUCCAUCGGUGGUCGUAGGUCACGAAAAGGACUGGCUCAGUCUGUCACCGUACGCCUUGCACCACUGGGAGACGCUGCUGCUCGAGCCUUACUCGUACUCAAGGGACGUUGCUUACAUUGUCGUGGCCCCGGACAGUGAUGCGAUCCUGCCGAAGGUCAGGACGUUCUUUAAGGAACUGUCGAACGCGUACGAGAUGUGCCGAUUAGGCCGACACUCGCCGAUCACGAAAGUCUUGCGCGACGGAAUCCUGAGGGUCGGGAAGACUGCUAAGACGAAACUGAGCAACGAACCGGUGGAGGAGUGGUUCACAUUGCUCGGUGAGAGCGAAACAACGGACAUGCUGAAGCUGUACGCCCAGGUCUGCAAGCAUCAUCUUGCGCCGCACCUUCAGCAAGUGCCUAUGGAUAAAACGCUGCUCGAUCCGCCCACGGAGACGGUGGAUCGGCCAGCCGCCAGUCCUAUGCCUCCUCCCCCGUCGACGCCCGACAAUAGUCAAUCAUCGACCGGUUUGACCAACAACAACGACAACAGCAAGCUGCAACAACAACCUCCUUCGACGCCCAAAUCCGAAUCAUCCGAGACCGAUUUGAAGGAAGUCUUGCAGAAUUGCUCGAACACAUUACCGAACGGAACGGACAUGACACACGACGAGGACGAUCAGGAGGCACCGUCGGUCGUAGUCUACUUAAUAGAUCCGUUCUCGAUGGGCUCGGAUCAACCCGAGCUUCAGCGAUUGGCCUGCAUCGCUCUCCUUCGAUGCUUCCAAUCUGUAUUAUCUGCAGUACCUGAAAAUAUUAGAAGCAACAUAAGUGUACAGAUUAUCUCGCAGGAGAGCAUUGUAGAAUUGGGGAGGGCCAGGGAGAGGCAACGGUAUUGCGAUCACAUGCGAUCCCUAGCGCUCAGCAUAUUCUCGCAGUGCAGAAGACAUCUGGUUCACACGAACAACGUCAAAUCCCUGACCGGAUUCGGAACUGCCGCAAUGGCUGAUCUCUUCCUGAAAAGCAAAGACGAGAAGAAUCGAGCACCGUACAAGCUGUAUACGCCUCCGUACGUUUUGGGACCGCUGAAGGGGAAAGCGGAGAACGCAGAGUCUUUCGGACAGGGCAAUUCGGACCAAUCGUCGAUACUCUACCUCAGCUACUGCCUCUCCGAGGACCAGAGUUACCUGCUUGCCGUCGCUACCGACGAGAAGGGUGAAAUCUUCGAGACGCAAACGAUCAACAUCGAUAUACCGAACAGAAGCCGAAGGAAAAAGGGUACGGCGAAUGCUAGGCGAGUUGGUCUGCAGAAGCUCAUGGACUUUGUGUUGGGUGUGAUCUCGAUGAACGUAAAACCGUGGCGGCUGGUCGUUGGACGACUGGGUCGCAUCGGCCACGGGGAGCUUAAGGGUUGGAGCUUUCUGCUGAGCAGGAAGAACCUGCUAAAAGCUUCCAAGCAUCUGAAGGAAAUCUGCACGCAGUGUAUGUUGAUGUAUCCAAAUAACGUGCCGUGCAUCCUGAGCGCGUGUCUGGUCAGCUUAGAGCCGGACUCGACGUUACGGCUGAUGCCCGAUCAAUUCACGCCGGACGAACGGUUCAGCCAGAUCAGUGUCAACUCGCAGCUGAACACGCCGCAGGACGUCACCUGCACGCACAUCCUCGUCUUCCCAACGUCCGCGACAACCCAGAGCUCGCAGACGACCUUCCAAGAGCAGAACAGUAUCGAUCCGGACGAGGAGUUCUUCAAUAUUAACGACCUGCACGAUGACAUGAACGAAGGCAUCGACGAUUUCUCAGAUAUUUUCAAUUGGACCGACACCGGUCCGGGCGGUGCUCACAGCCCCACCGGCAGUCCUCGAAGGGACGAGAUGGGCAACCCGGGCAGUCCGACCGGAAUGAACGUGCGUCAGGUGAGCCCGUUCCAGUGCGCGACCAGUUCGCAGCGAGGGGACCUCGCCGAGGAGGUGGGCACUGUACUGCAGCAGCCUCUCGCACUCGGAUACCUCGUGUCGACUGCACCGACGGGUCGUAUGCCCGGCUGGUUCUGGGCCUCAUGUCCGCACCUGGAAGGCGUCUGUCCGGCCUUUCUCAAAAACGCCCUCCAUCUGCAUAGUCCGAACAUUCAACAGAGCUCGGAAGACUUGCUGCAGCAGAGCGCUAUCACAUCGCACGCACUAGACUCUCAGUAUACUACGGACGUGCUGAGGUACGUUUUGGAGGGAUACAACGCUCUAUCCUGGCUGGCAUUGGACACGAACACCAGGGACCGCCUGUCAUGUCUGCCGGUGCAUAUCCAAGCAUUGACCAGGCUCUAUCACACGACAUCGACGUUGCUCUAAAUCUGAAGGGAGAGGAGAAAUGGCAACAGAUUAAGCUGGGAACAUCAAGGAACAAAAAACACAAAAUACACCGACACUGGCAUACAAACACGCACUCGGUUGGUUCACCCCAUAAUAUACAAAGCCUUCGUCACCCCCUCAACUCUUGUGUUAUUUAUAUGUAUACGUGAUGUACAAACAACACACACAUACAUGUACGAAUAUGUUAUAUAUGUAUAUAUCAUAUAUAUAACAUAUAGAUUUAUAAAGGAGAGAGAUCCAUUUGUUUACCUUCUUUCGCUAUAUACUUUGUAACAUAUUGUUGUCAUCCUAAUAAGAUGACAACAAUUCAAGUUUGAGAGGGGGGAGAUGGCGGGUGGUGGGUUUGUAGUGAUAAAUGAAUGGACGAGUAAUGUUAUUUGUUGUACAUAUUCACGAUGUUCAAUUUGAUUUUGUUCAAUUAAAGAAGAAUAAUACUCAAUUUAUAGAAGAAGGUCGGAAAGUGUUCAGGAAAUGUAGCGCGCCAAUGAUUUGCACACGAACGUUGUUCAGUGUGCGGACAUUUGAUGACGAUGAUGAUGAUGAUAGUAAUAUAUUUUUAUAUACGUGUAUAUGAUGAAGAGACGAUUAUUUGACGAAGAAAGUGCGGGAGGAAGAGUGAGAAAGUAAAAAAAAAGAAAAAACCGAUUACCAUUAUUCAGAUCGUGCUAUUCUGAUUGAUUGUUGUUACUAUUUUUAACUGCUAUUACUAUUAUUCUUAUAUUAU